Cicer arietinum (chickpea) is the source of this 1244-nucleotide messenger RNA. RefSeq lists its product as uncharacterized. Lineage: Eukaryota; Viridiplantae; Streptophyta; Magnoliopsida; Fabales; Fabaceae. The record is from RefSeq and is a predicted model, not a curated record.
UUCAUGCCUCUAACAAUGGCUAUGAAUUUCCCUUUACCACCACCAAAUAUAGGCCCAAGUUUCAAUGUGAUAGUGACUCAAGAACAGUUCAACUUGUUUCACUACAUAGAUCGACAACUCUUCACUCGUUUGGUGGUAGGACUUGAUCGUGACAUAUCUGAAUCCAUAAAUGUAAUGGCUUUCAUUAUGUGGAUUGAGAGAAAAAGUAAAGAAUAUUAUUUAGUAGCAAAGAUUCUUCGACGUUGGCCAGACACUAUGCUAAGCAACCUUGCUGAUGAGGCUAUCGUCGUCUUGAAUUGCAUUGAGAGCAAUCAAUACCCUAAUCCAUCUAUAACUGAAAGGAACUUGCCAUUGAUUCAAAGCAUGUUCUAUUGCAAUGUCACUCUUGAUUUUUUCCAUGAGAAACGCAUAGAAGUUAUAACAGAAGUCACUAAGUUCAUCAAUCAUGUCUGUGUAAGAGCUUUUGCAGAUAUUAUUGAAAAAGUGCAUUAUGAAAAGGUUGCUAAGGAGCAAAAUGAAUAUCUUGCAAAUUUUUAUCGAGGAAUGUCUGCUAAUCAUCACAUGCAACCAUCACAAGUGGUUUAUUGUGGUCCUAAUGGAGUUCCUAUGGCGCCACAACAAAUUGUUGUACCACAAUGGAAUGAAUCAGAAAAAUCCUCUAAUGAUGCAUUUGAUGCUUUUGACAUUUCUGGACAAAUGGAUAAUUAUAAUCCUGAUAUAAAUGAUGUUUUGGCAAACUUAACUUUGGAUGAUAUUUAUGCUAAUAGUAGUAUAUUUUCUACCGGUAAUGAUAUGACGAAGGAAAAGCCUGUUGAUGAUAGGACACUUUUCAUGACCUUCUCUAAAGGCUAUCCUAUUUCGGAGAAUGAAGUUACAGAUUUCUUCACAAGAAAAUAUGGAGAUAUCGUUGAUAGGAUGAUCAUGCAAGAAGCGAAUCCACCUGAGCACCCACUGUAUGCUCGCCUCGUGGUUCGCCCUGAGGCUAUACAUGUAAUUGAUCAUUUCCUUGAAUACAAACCAAAGAUCAAAUUCGCCAUCAAUGGGAAGCAUGUUUGGGCUAGAAAAUAUGUUCGCAAGGUAUCAUCACCCUUUGAAGCUGGCUCAUCUAAGUUUUUUCCAUGAUAGUAUGGUUUUUACUAUCAAUAAUAAAGUUAUAUAUGUCAGUCGUAUUUAUAUAUGCUGCUGAACAAUUUGUUCGAUAAUUAUACUUUGAUGAACUUUUCAUGUCAUCAAACUUCAUUAAU